Molecule: messenger RNA, 924 nt
Organism: Dioszegia hungarica
Lineage: Eukaryota; Fungi; Basidiomycota; Tremellomycetes; Tremellales; Bulleribasidiaceae
Product: coatomer epsilon subunit-domain-containing protein
Exons: 5
Coding region: 1-924 (307 amino acids)
Biological process (GO): retrograde vesicle-mediated transport, Golgi to endoplasmic reticulum; intra-Golgi vesicle-mediated transport; endoplasmic reticulum to Golgi vesicle-mediated transport
Cellular component (GO): COPI vesicle coat
Molecular function (GO): protein binding; structural molecule activity
Source: RefSeq, a predicted model, not a curated record
AUGGAAGCCGACUCGCUAUACCACGUGAAACAGCUUUUCUACCAGGCCUGUAUAACCGAAGCCUCAUCCCAGCCCCACUCACCCUCCGACUCCUCCGCCGACGCCCUCCCCCGCGCGCUCUAUAUCGCCCGUGCAAACCUCGCCCUCUCCCCUCCGUCCAUCUCCGCCGCUCAAGCCGUCCUCAAGCCUUUCCUCGCAGAAAGCGCCCCCUCACCGGCUGCCAAGGCCGUCGCUGCGCUCGCUACGUACCUGACCUCAGAGUCGGGGCGCGCGGGCGUAGUAGAUGAAGUGAGGGAUCUUGUCUUGGAGUACGAGACGGAAGAGGAGGGAUCGGAGGAGCGGAAGAUCGAAGAGGGGGUGGUCAGGGUCAUGGCGGGGACGCUGUUCAUUUUAGAGGGGGAGAAGGAGGAGGCGGUGGCUACGCUUACGGAGGGUUCGGCUAAGACUGACCUGGAGUGCCUUGCGCUUCUGGUACAGCUCCUUCUGUCGCUGGACCGCCGUGACCUCGCGCAGAGCACCUAUCAGUCCGCCAAGAAGAUCGGGAAUGAUUCGACCCUGAUCCAGGCCAUGGAAGCUUGGAUCGGACUCAAGACCGGCGCUCGACCUCUGCACCAAUCCUACUACUACUUUGAAGAGCUCUACCAGCUCCCCUCCGGCCGAACUGGACCUGUGCUCGCAGGCCAUGCGGCCGCUCAUCUCUUGCUCACACACGUGGAGGAGGCUAAGGCGGAUAUCCAGGAGGCGCUUCAAAGGGACGGCGGGGACAAGGAUGGGGAUGUAUUGGCGGUGGGGACAAGCUUGGGGUUGGAGGGGUAUGCGAGCAAGCUCUCCGCAGCUGCACCAUCACACCCUUUCGCGCUUGAUCUGGCGGCGAAAUCGAGCUUAUUUGACGAGGCUGCUGGUAAAUUUGGCAUUGCAGCGUAA